Pundamilia nyererei is the source of this 2199-nucleotide messenger RNA. It is a transcript of the gene slc37a2, whose product is annotated as solute carrier family 37 member 2. The record is from RefSeq and is a predicted model, not a curated record. Lineage: Eukaryota; Metazoa; Chordata; Actinopteri; Cichliformes; Cichlidae. Gene Ontology annotation, cellular component: endoplasmic reticulum membrane. Gene Ontology annotation, biological process: phosphate ion transmembrane transport; glucose-6-phosphate transport. The transcript is spliced from 18 exons. Gene Ontology annotation, molecular function: glucose 6-phosphate:phosphate antiporter activity. The coding region runs from base 438 to 1955 and encodes 505 amino acids.
UAGGGGCUGGUGGACAGGCUGUCGCGGGGAGGCUGGAAAAUCUUAUGGAAAACCAAACCAACAUUGGAGUAUUAAUAGCAGCGGUGUCUUACACUUGUAUCACAGCGUUUAAGAGGCAGGCCGGCUCUUCUGACUGCGUACUUGAAGUAUAAAAGCCGGUCAUUAUGGAGCAUUGCUGGAGAUUGACGGCGGGUACCUCCCAACAGGAGCUGCUUUAUAGCUCCCGUAGCUACCCCAUGUGAGCCUCUAUUUUAGCAGGCACACAUGUCUUUUUUUUAAUUUGUGGUACUGCAUAAGUUAGCCUCUGUUUUCAUCCAGGGUUAGUCAGCUCUCUGCGUUUAUUCAUCUGUACCUGCUCAACAUCCGUCUGCUUCCAAGAAGACAUGUCCGGGACCCACUACUGAGAGUUUGUUUCUCACAAUAUUUAAAAUAAUUCAAUGAAAAUGAAGUCGUCUCUGGCUCCUGGGAUAAGACUUAUCACCAACUUUUCUCGGGAUAGUUGGUAUCGUGGUUUUAUUCUCAUCCUCACCUUCCUGUUCUACACAGCCUAUCACUUGUCACGGAAACCUAUCAGCAUCGUUAAGAGUGAACUGCACAGAAACUGCUCCAACGUCAUUCAGCCAAAAGACAUUAAUAUAACCAAUAAUGUUACCUGGUGUGAUUGGCCACCCUUUGACCAGGACAACUAUCAGACACUGUUUGGGGUCUUGGAUAACUGCUUUCUGGUUGCUUAUGCCAUCGGGAUGUUUUUCAGUGGGAUAUUUGGUGAGCGUCUCCCUCUGCGGUACUACCUGAGUGUUGGGAUGUUGAUGAGUGGGUUGUUCACAUGUCUGUUUGGCCUCGGCUUCUACUGGAACAUCCACUCACUGGGGUACUACGCCUUCGUCCAGGUCAUGAACGGGCUGGUGCAGACCACCGGUUGGCCAGCAGUGGUGGCUUGUGUUGGCAACUGGUUUGGAAAGGGGAAGCGUGGCUUCAUCAUGGGUGUGUGGAACUCCCACACCUCAGUGGGAAACAUCCUGGGCUCCCUCAUUGCGGGAGUCUUCGUCUCCACGGCCUGGGGAUUAUCCUUCAUCGUCCCCGGAAUCAUCAUCGCCUGCACUGGGGUCCUGUGCUUCUUCUUCCUGGUUGAGAAACCUGAAGACGUGAACUGCUCAUCUCCUCAGCAUCAUAGUGGUCAGGAGAGGAGUCAGGAGGGUGGUGAGACGGCGCCUCUCUUGCGGGACUCAGCCAUUGUUGAUCCAUCCAUCAAUGGAGCCGUCUCCACUGAGCCAGACGUGAUUGUUGAGGAGCACAGCGAGGCCAUCAGCUUCUUUGGAGCGCUGCGCAUACCUGGCGUGGUGGAGUUCUCGCUCUGUCUGCUUUUCGCCAAACUGGUCAGCUACACCUUCCUCUACUGGCUUCCUCUCUACAUCUCAAAUGUUGCACAUUUUGAGGCAAAAGAAGCAGGAGAUAUGUCGACAUUAUUUGAUGUCGGAGGAAUCUUGGGAGGCAUCUUGGCGGGCCUUGUGUCUGACUACACUGGGGGGAGGGCGUCGACGUGCUGCGUCAUGCUGGUUGUUGCUGCCCCCAUGCUUUUCCUCUAUAAUAACAUUGGGCAGAGGAGCCUCGGUACUACAAUCGGUAUGCUGUUAUUGUGUGGAGCCCUGGUGAAUGGACCUUAUGCUCUUAUCACAACUGCUGUAUCUGCUGACCUGGGGACACACGAGAGUCUGAAAGGAAACGCCAGGGCGCUGUCGACAGUGACUGCAAUUAUUGAUGGGACAGGAUCAAUAGGAGCUGCACUGGGUCCUCUGCUGGCCGGUGUGAUCUCACCAACUGGCUGGAACAAUGUCUUCUACAUGCUCAUCUCUGCUGACGUUUUAGCCUGCCUGUUUUUGUCCAGGCUUGUUUACAAGGAAGCUCAGAGAUGGUGUGGGUGUGGACCCAGAGCCAGAGGGUUCAAUGAGCUCUGAAAUCAAAGUGAAAACCAAAACACACAAAGGGAGGAAACAAUGAUGAAACUGACCUCACCGUACAACCAACUAACUCUUUUUUUUUAACUUCCAACUUGGACAAUCUUCUGCUGGGCUGAUGAUUGAAGCCUUCUAACUGUACGACAGUAUGCUUCUAUAAGGAGACAAAUGUCUUUUUGAGGACUAAUCCACUCAUUCUUACUUGUUUUUAAUGUUCUUUUAGCAUUAAAUGGUUUACACUGUU